CUGGAGGAUUCCCACUGCAGACUACAGAAACUGAGCCUGACAGCCUGCAGUAUUACAGAAGAGGACUUCAGAGCUCUUGCAUCAGCACUGAGAUCAAACCCCUCGCACAUGAGAGAGCUGUGGCUGAGUGGGAAUAAAACAGGACACUUAGGAGUGAAGCAUAUUUCAUCUCUUCUGGAGGAUCCUAACUGCAAACUGGAGAAACUACAACUCUCAGACUGCCGUAUUAAAGAGGAGGGCUAUGCUAGUCUGGCUUCAGCCUUGAGGUUAAAUCCCAAUCACCUCAGAGAGCUGGAUCUCAGAGGAAAUGAUCCAGGGGAAUCAGGAGUCAAACUGCUUUUAGACCUAAAGGAGGACCCACAAUGUAAACUGAGAAAAGUCUGGUUCCUGAAAGGGAGUGCUGCUGAGGAAGCCUGUGCUGCUGUGGCUUCAGCUGUGGGUUCAAACCCCUUACUCAUGACUGAGCUGGAUCUGAGUGAGCUCAUACCAGAAGCCUUUGGAGUGAAUCAGCUGUGUGCUUUACUGGAGGAUUCCCACUGCAGACUGCAGAAACUGAGCCUGGGCGCCUGCAGUAUUACAGGUAAAGGCUUCAGAGCUCUUGCAUCAGCACUGAUAUCAAACCCCUCACACAUGAGAGAGCUGCGGCUGAGUGGGAAUAAAGCAGGAGACUCGGGAGUGAAGCAUCUUUCUUCUCUUCUGGAGGAUCCCAACUGUAAACUGGAGAAACUACACCUGGGAGCCUGCAGUAUUACAGAGGAAGGCUUCAGAGCUCUUGCAUCUGUACUGAGUUCAAACCCCUCACACAUGAUAGAGUUACAGCUGAGUGGGAAUAAAGCAGGAGACUCAGGAGUGAAGCAUCUUUCUUCUCUUCUGGAGGAUCCCAGCUGUAAACUGGAGAAACUAGAGUGA
Molecule: messenger RNA, 909 nt
Organism: Clupea harengus (Atlantic herring)
Lineage: Eukaryota; Metazoa; Chordata; Actinopteri; Clupeiformes; Clupeidae
Product: ribonuclease inhibitor-like
Exons: 6
Coding region: 109-909 (266 amino acids)
Molecular function (GO): protein binding
Source: RefSeq, a predicted model, not a curated record